This is a messenger RNA of Lolium rigidum, 1269 nucleotides long. RefSeq names its product probable WRKY transcription factor 70. The transcript has 3 exons. The coding region runs from base 316 to 1233 and encodes 305 amino acids. Gene Ontology annotation, biological process: regulation of DNA-templated transcription. Gene Ontology annotation, molecular function: DNA-binding transcription factor activity; sequence-specific DNA binding. The record is from RefSeq and is a predicted model, not a curated record. NCBI's taxonomy places the organism in Eukaryota, Viridiplantae, Streptophyta, Magnoliopsida, Poales, Poaceae.
UGCUGUCAUUGUCAAUUAGUCUCUGCAUUCCAUAAACAAAUGAAUCUCUGCAAUCAUUAGUGCUGCUAGAACCACCUGCUCAAAUUGUUGGAGGGGGCGAAACCAUGGUUUUUGGGGCCGCCCAUGGUAUCAUGGAUCUAAAUUAUUUAGGUAUAUUGUUAUAUCAGUUACCCCAUGUGCAUGCACGCGGCCGAUCGACUAUACUAUAAUCAGGGCACAAUUUUCAUCUGCAUCAUAGCAGUUAGUUUACGCGGGUGGUUCCUGAUGGCCUGGACAUAUAUAGUAAGUAGAAUCUAGCUACUAGUUGAGACGGACAUGGAGCAUAGCAAGAUCAGCAGCAGCAGCAGCAACGACGACCGGUUGGGGGCGGCACUGACGGAGAUGGCCAGGGAGCAGUCCCUGGUUGCGCUGCUGCGCGCCGUCGUGCUCCCGGCGCUCCAGCUAGCUGGCGUCGACAGUGCUGAGGUCGUCCCCGACAUGUUCGAGAGCAUACUGGACUGCUCAACCAAGGCCAUAGCCGAGCUCAAGCUUAUUCGGCUUGACCGUUCCUCAGCCAAGGCCACGGCCGAGCUUGAGCUUGUUCGGCUUGAUCGUUCUCCUGGCCAGGAUGCGGUCGAUCACAAGAGGAUAGUCAGGAAGAUCCUAUCCGGCGACGCCAACAAUGCCAAGCAGCGCAAGAGAAGGAGGAGAUUAGCCGAUGACUCUGUGAAACUUGAAACACCUGUCCCCGACUACGACGGCCACCAAUGGAGGAAGUAUGGACAGAAGCCCAUCAACAACGCAAUGUACCCAAGGAACUACUACCAGUGCACCUACAUGAAAGAAAACGGCUGCAAAGCAACAAAGACGGUGCAGCAGCAAGAGGAGGGUGCCGCCGACGAUGGCCCCGCCAUGUACGCCGUAGUCUACUACGGCCAACACACAUGCAAGCCCUGCGCCGCCGUGGUCGGAGCAGGGAGCGGCGCCGACGAGCUUGCACGGAGCGACAGCCAGUGCAGCAACAUCUCGGUGACUUGCACUUCGGCUGUCGUUGACCACCACCACAACAGGACGGCGUCCGUCGAGAGCAACUGCAACCUGCUGGACAUGGCGGGAGACUUGGCCGCAGACGCAGAGCUGAACGCGUAUGGGCAGCUGUUGGAUGUGGCUGGGUUUUCACCGUUCGAUUUGGAGACGCCGGGUUGGGCGAUAGAUUCGCAAGCGCAUGGGCUCCUAAAGUAUGGAGACUGGUAAAAUUGAUAAAAUUCAGAUCACGUGUGCAGGCCGGUC